Molecule: messenger RNA, 1419 nt
Organism: Diversispora eburnea
Lineage: Eukaryota; Fungi; Glomeromycota; Glomeromycetes; Diversisporales; Diversisporaceae
Source: the annotation of a GenBank genome assembly
AUGAACGAAGACGACUUGGGAUUCUUGCCUCCCAUGCAUUUUCGCCCCAAAAAUCCAUUGUCAUUACCUCCAUCUCGUCGUUCCCUCUCCAAAAAAUCUAAAUAUUCUAAUAAAUCUCGAUCUUCAAAAUCAUAUAAUAAGUCAAAAUCGAAUCCAUCUUCUUCGAAUCAAGUUGAUGGCGAUAAUAAUGAAAGAAAAAAUUCAUUAGGACAAUUUCAAAGAUUGAUGAAUGGUUUCAUGUUCGGUCGUAAAUCUGUUAAUUCAACAUCAUCUUCUCUUAUGCCUCAAAUGCAAUCAUAUGUUGAAGAAACAAUUCUAGGUGAAGAAAAGUCUCAAUUUAGUCGAUUAGGAAGUUUUCAAAGAUCCUUGAAUAGCAGUCAGUUAGGUAUUAAAUCUAUUGAACCUACAAGUGAUGAUGUAUCUAAUAAUGUGUUAGUGCAAACUGAAAGAAGACCAAUUGAGGAUUGUCAAUUUGUAUGUGAGAAAACCAAAUCCGUUAAACGUCAAAGAACUUUAGAAAAAGAUCAAAUCAAUGUUGAUUAUCCAAAUGAAACAAAUGAAGUAGUUAGUAGAAAACAACAAUCAUUUUCAACAACUAGGCAUACGACUACCAUGAGAUCUUUACGCCCGUCUAUAAUGAGAUAUGUAAUGGAACGAAAUACUUUGAGAAGAAUUCGACCUGAAAUUAACAAAAGGGAAAUUAUUAAUAAAGUUCCUGGACCUAUCGAGUUUCUUCCUUCUAUGGAUCCAAUUCAAAUAAGAACAUGUGAACAAGAUCGCGCAACUCUGAAUAAUGUGAUGGAAAUUUAUCAAAAUCAAAAAUCUUUGGAUAAUAAAUCUCCUGAACUAUUUAAAUCUUCCAAUAUUUCCGAAGAAGAAUGGAUUUCUAUUUUAGAUACAAUAUUUCUUUAUUAUAGAGAAAGAAUAUCAGUCACUAUUGGAAAAAUUGUUAAAUUCGAUUUAGAUAAAAGAAUUAUUACUAUUGCAGAUUGUACAGGUGAAAUCCAAGUUAUCUUUCAUGAAAAAGUUCAUCAAGUUUAUAGUCAACAACUUCAAAUCGGAACGAUUAUUGUAUUGCAAAAUUUAGCAUUUUUACGAGUAGGAGGUAAUAAUUAUCUCAACGUGACACUUGAUAAUGUACAUUGGAUGUCGGGGAAAAUUGUCGAUAGAAAUUACGAAAUAGAUUCGAAUACGAAAGUCUUGUCUUAUCAAGAUGAUAAUGAGAUCAUUGAGCGAGUUCAGUUAAAUGAUAAUAUUAAUGUUAAUAUUCAUAAUGUAACAACAAUAACAUCAGAGAUAACUUCUUCAAAGGCUGCGUCAAUUGAAGAAAAAAAUUUUAGCUGUGUAUUUUCAAACAUGGGUGAUCACGGAGAUCUUUCGUGGAUGUUGGAUGACUUAGAUGAAUUGUGCAAAAAUUAA